UCCUGCGGAAACACUUCACUUCUGGUGUGAAACUGGUUGAGCUGAAGGGCAUCUAAUAGAGGAACUCACAAACACACACACACACACACAACACCCCCACACACACAAACACCACUACACACUCCUGUUUGAAACACACAGGUUUAGUUCAACGCUUUCUUACAGGAGUUGAUGGUGUGUUCAGCCACAAUGACAGAGUGUUGUCAAACAGAUUUUACUGUUGAGGAGCAGAUGGAGCUUGAACGACUGAAGAUGCACAAACAGAUCCUGCUGGAGGAAAUUGAGAAACUAAAGAAUCAGAUUGAAAACGUCAUGGCAGACAUUCAGGACUUUAAAUCUGCAGAGGACAAUAAAACACUGGAGAGAGAGAAACGCUUGUGUAGUGGAAAGAAGAAGUUUAACAUGGACCCCAAGAAGAUUGAUGUGAUGAUUGUAUCUGUGUUUCAGGGAAUGAAGUAUCUUGUUGAGAAUGAGCUUUUGGUUUGGAAGGCAGAGCGAGUGGCAGAGUUUCUUUAUAAAGAGGAAGGACUGAAUAAGACGGCCAUCGGUGAUUUCCUGGGGGAGAGAGAGGACAUGAACCUGCAGACACUGAAAGCAUUUGUGGACCUUCAUGAGUUCUCACAUCUGAAUCUGGUUCAGGCAUUACGGCAGUUCUUAUGGAGUUUUCGUCUGCCAGGUGAAGCUCAGAAGAUCGACCGGAUGAUGGAGGCGUUUGCUACUCGUUACUGUAACUGUAACUCAGGUGUCUUUCAGUCAACAGACACCUGUUAUAUUCUGUCAUUUGCCAUCAUCAUGCUGAACACGAGUCUUCACAACCCCAACGUCAAGGACAAAACCCCAUUAGAGCGAUUCAUCAGCAUGAACCGAGGAAUUAACAACGGAGAAGAUCUGCCGAAUGACCUGCUGACGAAUCUGUACAACAGCAUUCGUAAUGAACCCUUCAAGAUCCCAGAAGAUGACGGAAACGAUCUGACGCACACAUUCUUCAAUCCUGACCGAGAGGGUUGGUUACUGAAACUAGGCGGGCGAGUGAAGACGUGGAAGAGACGCUGGUUCAUUCUCACUGAUAACUGCCUUUAUUACUUUGAAUUUACCACAGAUAAAGAGCCGCGAGGGAUUAUUCCUCUGGAGAAUCUGUGUGUAAGAGAAGUCUCCUUCCCUCGGAAACCGUAUUGUUUAGAGUUGUAUAACCCCAACAGCAAGGGUCAGAAGAUCAAGGCAUGUAAGACAGAAACAGACGGUCGUGUUGUUGAAGGGAAACAUCAGUCAUAUAUGAUCUGUGCUGGAUCAGCUGAAGAGAGAGAUGAUUGGAUAGAAUCAAUCAGGGCGAGCAUCACCAAAGAUCCAUUUUAUGAUCUGGUGUCGGUCAGAAAGAAGAAGGUCAUCAAUAAAGUGCCUGAGAAUUGAGACGGAUGAUGUGAGGUCAAAACGACAUCAUCUGUGAUUUACUGACCAUCCAGCACUGUCUCUCUCUGUCCGUGUGUAUUAUGAAGAGGAGUAAUAAUCUGAUCAUCAGCACAGUCAUGUGAUGUUAUUGAAAGAGACAUCCACUGAAGAAAUCAAAAGACUUUCUUAUAGUUUCAUUUUAAGAGUUAUUCUGGUGAAGUGACACAAACCAGUAAUGUGUCUCAGUGCUGUUGUGUUUCAUUCAGGUGGAUUUCAUCUAAUGCUGCACUAUCACACAUAUAAAGAAACUGCCGUGUAUUUAGUAUCAAAUGUUUUGAAUGUAAAAUAUUGUUGUACAUAUUAUGGAUCAUAUCAGAGUUGUUUUAUUUAAUUCAAAUUCCCAUAAUGGUUUUGUGUUGUUGUUGUUGUCAUUAAAGGUUAAGCGUGAGAAAUGAA
Molecule: messenger RNA, 1842 nt
Organism: Misgurnus anguillicaudatus (oriental weatherfish)
Lineage: Eukaryota; Metazoa; Chordata; Actinopteri; Cypriniformes; Cobitidae
Source: RefSeq, a predicted model, not a curated record